AUAACAUUAUUAGACUUUGUUUUCCGUAAUAUCCAUUUUUUUCUUAAUAAUGAAGAAAAAUAUCUCUGGUUUCAAAAAAAAAAGAAAAAUAUCUCCAUUUUCUUCAUUUCGUCAGCAAUGACGUACUAUCUACAAAAUUGACCUAAUUCUACCCUAAUCCAAAAACAACAUCAAAAAUAUAAAUAGUCUUUUUUUUAUUCAUUCACUGUCACUUUCAUUACAAGCCGCCACCCUCACUCUUGCAUUCAUCCUCAAAUUCAGCAUUCUCAUUUCUCAUCCGAUCAACCCUCUUUACCUGCGCCACUCUCUUCAGGCCAGCUUUAGAUCCAGCGUUGAAAGAUGAUGAACAACAACUCAUCGCCCAAAACCAUUCCGGAUGAUCUGAUCAUGGAUAACAUCCUAACAAGACUUGAAGUGAGACCUCUACUUUGCUUCAAGUCUGUUUCAAGAGGAUGGCUUUCCAUGAUAUCGAGUCCUGAAUUCGCCAAAAAGCACUUUGAAUUGAUGUUCCCCUCGCACGAUCAAAAUCUGAUUGUUCAAGAGGAGCGUGAUUCUGAGGAAGAAGAUAAGUUUUAUUUAUCGUUUGACAAUAAUUACAAUCUGAUUGAGUAUACUAGAUUGAUGAAUAGACAUCCUACUCUUCGAUUUAAUACUCUAAAUACUCGUGUGGUGGGCUCUUCUAAUGGGCUAUUGUGUAUGUAUGAUGAAGAUAGUCUGCGCUUGUAUGUUUGGAACCCUGCGACCAACCACUGCCGCGAGACCAUUGUUCCGUUGGCUCGUGGUAGGUGGGAUGAUUUUCAAAUGAAGUGUAUUGGGUUUGGUUAUGUGUCGUCUAUUGAUGAUUAUAAGAUAGGGUGUUUUGUGUUAUAUAAUCAAACUUUACAAAUUCUUAUGUUUUCAUUGAAAACUGGGAUUUGGACACAAAAGCCUCAGACAGUUCUAUACUAUCCAUUGUUGUUAACAUUUGAAGAUGAAAACCCGGCAUUUGUUGGUGAUACCAUUUAUUGGAUUCCUCAACAUUUGAAUCCAGAGAUAAACUACAUAAUUGGGUUGGAUUUAGUUGAAGAAGAUAUGGUGUUUAUCCCAGUAAUAGCAAGAUUCCCCGGAGAUUGGGUAAGUGCAAAAUUAUUUCGGAUGGAAGGGUGCUUAGCCUUAUGUUUAAUUCAGAAUUAUGCUAAUGAUGAAAAGAGUAUUUGUCAUGUUUGGAAGAUGAAAAGGGAGGAAUAUGGUGAAGAGGCAUAUGCGAUUUCGUGGAAGAAAGUAUUAUGUCUUAACUAUGUAGGAACGGAUUUUAAUUUUUUAUUUGAGACAGGGAAGUGUUUGGUAAGUCAGAUAUCAUAUCAAUCUCAUCGGCUUAUACUACAUGAACUUAGCAAGGUAUCGAAACCAAAACAAGAGCAAGAGCAAGAGCAACAAGAAGAGCAAGAGCAAGAACGACAAAAACCACCCGAUGAAGGUACCAUUGUUUGGGAAUCAGCAGAUGGAGGAAGCUUGGCUAACUACUUUUCAUCAAGGGCCACAUUCGGCUAUUCUGAGAGUCUCGUUUCACCUUUGGAAGAGAAUGAAGAUUGACUGAGCUUGAGAGAAGAUUAUGAAGAAAAAGGGACUUAAUUAGGAGCCAAUUAAUAAUUAAUCAGUGUUUGGUGUUGUUUGUGUCAAUUUGUCAUUGUAAUAUUAAGUUGCUUUUUAGUCUCAAUUUUAGUCCAAUUUUACUGUUUGUAUUGGCUAGUCUUAGCAAUCCAGACAUUACUAUGUUGCCUUGUAAUAGAGAUUAUCU
Chenopodium quinoa (quinoa) is the source of this 1777-nucleotide messenger RNA. RefSeq names its product F-box/kelch-repeat protein At3g23880-like. Bases 340 to 1572 code for a protein of 410 amino acids. Lineage: Eukaryota; Viridiplantae; Streptophyta; Magnoliopsida; Caryophyllales; Amaranthaceae. The record is from RefSeq and is a predicted model, not a curated record. The transcript is spliced from 2 exons. Gene Ontology annotation, molecular function: protein binding.